Penicillium pulvis is the source of this 927-nucleotide messenger RNA. RefSeq lists its product as uncharacterized. The record is from RefSeq and is a predicted model, not a curated record. Lineage: Eukaryota; Fungi; Ascomycota; Eurotiomycetes; Eurotiales; Aspergillaceae. The transcript is spliced from 3 exons. The coding region runs from base 1 to 927 and encodes 308 amino acids.
AUGACACUCAAGUAUCUCAUAACCGGGGCCACGGGAGGUCUAGGCGCACAGGUACUGUCCUACCUUGUUGCCAAUGUUCCUGCAUCAGAAUACGCCGCUGCCUCCUCGAGCGAAGCCAACCGCAAGCGAUUUGAAGACCAAGGCAUCGCCUUCCGGUUAGUGAACUACGACGAUGCUUCGUCGAUGAAGAAAGCGUUCAAAGAUGUCGAAAAUCUGUUUUUCGUGAGCACCAACACGUUCGACGUCGAGAAGCGAGAGAAACAACACCAGCGCUUCGUCGACACAGCGAAAGAGAUGAACGUUAAACAUGUGUGGUAUACAUCUCUCGCCUUUGGUGGAUUCCAGUCCGACUCCAAAGCAGAUGUGCAACAAGCCCAUUUGAUCACGGAGGAGAUGCUGCGAAACGCUGACAUCAACUUUACAUCAAUCCGCGAAGGUAUAUAUGCUGAUGCGUUCCCGGUCUUCAUGGGCUGGUACCCCAGUACCGAAAAGGUAUAUCUGACAUCCGACGGCCCGGUCGCAUUUACGCUACGGGCGGAGCUGGGCGAGGCGACUGCUCGACUGAUGGUUCGAGGUGGCCAUGAUAGAGAGAUUGUGCUCCUCACUGCACAAGAAACGGUGUCUUUCGCUGAAAUAGUCGACGUGAUCAAUGAGACCACUGGCCGACAGGUUCAGGUAAAGCUAGUCUCGCCCGAGGAGUUUGUGAGGAUCAAGACAGCUGAGGAUAUCGGAGGGAAGCCAAAGGCCUUCUUUCAGAAGUUGGUGACGUGGUAUGAUGCGAUCGAGAAGGGGGAUGCUGGAGUUACUGUAUCGCUGAUGGCGGAUUUAUUGGAGAGAGAGCCGACGCCGGCCCGAGAGGCCAUUCGCGCGUUUUUAAGGGAGAAUCAAGACUAUGAGUGGCAUCAGAACUAUGCAAAUCGUGGUUAG